GCGGGGUGAGCGUCUUCCUCUCGAUUCGCUCGGCUUUCCUCUGCUUCGGCCUGGCCUGGCCUAGCUCGGCGCUCCGCUGCCAGGUCUGGGCUGGGCCCCCUCAUUCCGGAAGUGGGGGAGAACCGCGAUCGUAGGCAGCGUCGGGCUUCGCCCCGCCGGUUCGUCCGUCUCCGUCAUCAUGUCUACUAUGGUUUUCGGGUCGAAGAGCUUCAAGCCGAGGGCGCCGGACAAGGGCGCCUUCCCCUUGGAUCAUUUCGGAGAAUGUACGCUUUUCAAAGAAAAAUUCAUGAAGUGUCUGCGGGCAAAUAACUUUGAGAACGGAUUGUGCAGGCAGGAGUCGAAAGAAUACCUUGAAUGCCGAAUGGAGAGGGAACUGAUGGCCAAAGAGCCCCUGGAAAAACUGGGGUUUAAAGACCUAAAGGAAGAGAAACCCAAAGACCAGCCUCAGACAGUGCAACAAAACCCCUCCUGACCAUCAAUUCUGAUCCCAGAAUCUGCAGCCAUUUAUAUUGUACAUGUUCUCCUUUGCGUUUCCUCGAAAAACGUCACAGAAAUUCAGCAAAUGGUGGAUUUGAAGGCCUUCAGAAAGAGGGCGAGGUUCGUUUUCCAGCUGUUUCAGUAGUUUUGGGAUGGUUUUUCCCUUUAACAAAAAGAAAAGAAGAUUGCGAUGCCUUUGGAUAGAAUGUUUGGACUUGUGUUGACAUUAGAAAUAUUAAAAACGUACGCCAAUCAUCGGAA
Molecule: messenger RNA, 738 nt
Organism: Thamnophis elegans (Western terrestrial garter snake)
Lineage: Eukaryota; Metazoa; Chordata; Lepidosauria; Squamata; Natricidae
Product: cytochrome c oxidase assembly protein COX19
Exons: 3
Coding region: 179-472 (97 amino acids)
Biological process (GO): mitochondrial respiratory chain complex IV assembly
Cellular component (GO): mitochondrial intermembrane space
Source: RefSeq, a predicted model, not a curated record